Messenger RNA from Cuscuta epithymum, 4236 nucleotides. NCBI's taxonomy places the organism in Eukaryota, Viridiplantae, Streptophyta, Magnoliopsida, Solanales, Convolvulaceae. The record is from the annotation of a GenBank genome assembly.
UUUUUUUUUGAUAAUAUUUUUUUGGAAAAGUUUUUUUUUAUCCCGAUAAUUUAGAAAUAGGAAUAAUGUUAAGGAAAUUUCUACGGUACCUCUUUAAAUAUUAAAGGUACCGGUACCUUCAUAUUUGCAGCCAAUCAAAUUCUACUGUAAAGCCACGUCAUUUGCAUAGCAUUAUACGAGUAGUCCACAUUCCACAAUAAAUAAGUGAAAUAUUAAUUUGUUAACCGUUCUAGACUACGUCACUCCGUCAAUUGUUACCGUUCUAGAGUCUAGACUCCCAACCUCCUUUCCUUUCUAAGGCCAAGUCAAACGAUGACAAAAUUAUAGAAACAUCAGCGAAUCAAACCAGGAUACAAGAUCGAUCAAAACUAUAUAUAGAAUCGAACAUUAUAUUCGGGCAUUCAGUUUGUGAACAAGGCGGCGGCCGGCAGGGAAAGGUUGGCCAACAUAUAUAUUUAGUAAUUGAACUAUUGAAUGAUGCCCGUUUCUUAUUGAUACCAGAAAUCUUCAUUCGGGAAGGCAGCUUAGUGUCAAUGAGUUUCGGAAUUUGAAGCCCUUGAGAUUGGAGGAAGGAGUCAAGGAGAAGAGGUUGCAGUUGCUUGGCUUGUUAGGUAACUUACGGGAGUGACGGAGUCUCAGGCAGUUAGCAACAUUUGAGUAUUCCACUUCAUUAUUAGGGAUUAAAAUGCAAAUAAGAAACUUCAUAUACUAAUAUGAUUCGAUGUUAACGUGGCAUCACAUCAGAAAUUGAUUGGCUAAAAAAUUUAAGGUACCAGUACACCAUUUAUUUUAGAAGGCACCGUAGAAGAGCCCUAAUGUUAACCCUCUUUUGAUAAUUUUUUAGUUAGAACCCCAUUAAAACAGAAGGAUAUGGAUAUACUGGUUUGUUGGUGUAAGAUCCCGUUGACAGUAGGAGGGGAAGGAGGUAUAUCCGCAUAUGCCCGCGUUUAUCCUUGUCGAAUUCAGGCCAUUUGUACAGUACCUGGCGCACAGCGAAUAAUGAUAUUCCGCGUACACACCUUUGGAACGUACUUUGGAUAGCACAAAAAAUUUAGUUUGGAUAAAGCACUUUUGGAUAUUCUUCUUCUUAAAGAUUCUGUUUUUUCAAUAAUUUUCAAAUAGAAAUAAUGUUAUCCUUUUUUGAUACGACAUUUCUUGGGGAAAAUAAUUAAAAUAACCUAAACUUUGAAGGAAUGUGAUAUUAACACCUCAUAUUUGCAUAUGUAAUUUAAACACCUCAAACUUUAUAUAAAAAGUUAUUUUAACAUCAUAGUCAACUAUAAUUUCUUUCAAAAAUGUAAAAUUUAUGAUGUUAAUUGCAUAAUUUAAAAUAUUUUAGAAUUCACGAGGACACAAUUAACAUUUUAAGCUUGCAUUAGGAAAUAAAUAAUGUUACCCUCAAUCUAUAUAAUUGCAACACUUUUAAUUUUUUAUUUUAAAUUAUGCAAUUAACCCCAUAAAUUAAUUUUUUUUGAAAGAAAUAAUACAUGAUAAUGGUGCAAAAAUAACCUUUUAUUUAAAGUUUAGGGUAUUUAAUUUUAUAUGGAAGUUUGAGGUGUUUACCUCACACCCCUUCAAAGUUUGAGGUAUUUUUAUUAUUUUUCUCGAGUAUUUAAAUUACAUAUGUAACCUUUUAGUGAGUAUUAUAAUAGGAAAUAUUUAGAUUUAGACCUCAUUUAGUUACCCCAAUUCUCGGCUGAUCAGCUUUAGUUUUAUAAAAUACAUCACUUUUAUUUUAUGCGUUGAAUUAUGUAAUAAUUAAAAUAAAUAAGAUUGUAAUUGUUUUUGUUUCUAAAUUGAUUGAAGUUACCCGAUAGCGCAAUUUUUAGUUAUUUAUAAUUUUUUCCCUUAUUAUUAGGGAUUUUUUUUUGCAAUUCAGCAUAUUCUGUCGUUUCAAUCAAAAUUUAGUAGAUUCAAUCGAUUAAUUAUAUGAUUAAUUAAGAGUCGGAGAGCUACCAAAAAAGCUCUUAGUAGGCCUGGACUCGGGCCGGGUGGCCCGACCCGGAACUAUUCCGGCCCGGCCCGGCCCAGUGGCCUGCUGGCCCGAUCAGUGAGCGGUCCGGGUAGGCCCGACCUGCGGGGAAUCCGGUCCGGGCUCGGGUCCUUCAAAUGGCGAACCGGCCCGGCCGGGCCCGGUCCGGGCCGCCAACGGCUACUUUUUUAAUUUCUUUUUGUUUUCUUUUUAAUAAUUUAAAGGGCUCCUAGCCGUUGGGAAUAAUCCCAAACGGCUCUAUAGCCGUUGGAGGGCUAGGAGGGGGGUCCGGGGGGUUUUUGGGGGUGGGGAUAUUAAAAAAACCUAUUUAUACUCCUAUUUUCUAUACAUUUUUUAUACCGUCUUGAAUUCAUCAUACAAUCCUACUCCUACUCUCUAAUUUUCUAUUCUCUCAUACUCAAUCAUCUCCAUCUUCUCCAAAUCUCUACACACACACACACACACACACACACACACAUAUAUUAUAUCAACUUAUAUAUUAAUUAUCUACUUAUGUACAUAUAUUAUAUUACUAAUAUUUAUUAUCUACUUAAUAUAUUUAUUAUCUACUUAUACAUCUCCAUCUUAUUAAUAUUUACUUUGAUAUCUACUUAUUAUCUAUAUUUAUUGUUAUUUACUUAUAUAUAUUAAAGUAUUAGAUAUAAGUGUAUUACUCAUCUUAUAGUAAUAUACUUAUAUAUUAUAUACUAUAAACAUUAUAUUAUAUAUUAGUUAUACAAUUAUAUUAGUUACACUUGAAUUCAUAGUAAUUAAAUUCACCGUAUUAGUUAAUUUUUACAUUUCUCAUUAUCCUAAUUUAGUUAAUUAAUACUUGUCUCGUUUUUUCUAAUACUUACAUUUUUUUUAAUUGUUACAUUUUUCAUUAAAGUAUAAAACUAGUUAAUUGUUACAUUUUUUAUUUCCCUAUUAGUUAAUUUGUUAAUUGUUGCAUUUAUCAUAAAAGUAUAAAACUAGUUAAUUAUUACAUUUUUCAUUUCUCUAUGUGUGCAAGAUGGUCUAAAAGCGUUAGAAGAUGCUAUGGAGGUAGUCAAGGGGGGGAUUAGACGUAUUUAGGGUAAUGGUCAACUUAAAUUAAAAAUGGAAAAAUUAUUUGAUUGAAAGAUGUGUGAAAUAUGUUGCUUUUCUUAAAGAUUUGUCUAUUCGCUGGAAUAGUACUUAUAAAUUGAUUAAAGUUCUUCUUAGAUAUAAAGAACAUUUUCCUGCUUUUUUAAAACAAUAUGAUAACUAUAUUUUAAACUCCGCUCACAUCGACACUUGCAAAAAAAUUUGUAAUGUUUUGAUAUUUUUUUAAUAAUGCAACUGAAAGUUUUAGUCAUGUUUAUAAACCUACCUCAAACGAAUUUAUUCGUGAAGUUGUUAAUCUCGCCGGUGCUUUUAUUGAAUUUGAGAAUGCCGCUUACGUGAGUUAUUUUUGUGGUUUUAUGAAGGAAAAGUUUUUAAAAUAUUAUGCACAUAUUCCGCAUAUUUAUGGUAUUGCAUUUAUUCUCGAUCCUCGUUUUAGACUUGGUAAUUUGGAAGAAUGUUUGACGUUCUUUUAUCAUGCUUUUUUUUGGUCCAUUUCCAAUGUAUGACGAUAAUGUCAUAGAUCCGCAAGUUGAAUACAACGAGGUUAGUAAUUUAUUUUAUGCCUUAUUUAAUGAGUUUCAUGCACAAUAUGGCAACACGCCCCCUCCCCCGACACAAACAUCUUCAUCUAAAGGAAAAUCACUUUUUAAAUUUGCUUUUGGCAAUCUUAUGAAAAAACCUAAAACAACUCACACUACUGAACAAAGCGCACUUAAUGAGAUUUCUUUGUAUUUAAAUUAUGAGGUAGAAUUUGACGAAAAUGAUGACUUUGACGAAAAGUGGUGGAAGUGAAAAGAAAGAAUGUUCCCGAUUUUGGCACGGAUGGCUAAGCAAGUGCUAUCAAUGCCGGUUUCAACAGUUGCCGUGGAACAAGAAUUUAUUUCGGCCGGCAACGUUCUAACGGCAUGUAGAACGAGUUUGAGCGCAGAGUAUCUUGAGACGCUUAUAUGCUACCACGAUUGGUUGAAGGCCAUACGUAGAACUCAAGAAAUUAGCAUCACCCCCUCCCAAGACUUUAUGGAUGAAACAACAACCGAUGGUGGCUCAUAUGCCGGAGAUUCCGAUUGAUUACUAUUUUACAAUUUAUUAUAAAAUAUAUUUCAUGUUUUAAUUUUUCCCUCAAUUCUCUAUUGUAAUUUGUAAACUUGUAGUUCAUAUUUCAAAUAAAUAUACAUUCA